UAUAUGUAUGUGAGAUUUAUAGACAUAUGUGAAUUGAUUAUACAUUACACUUCAACAGCCGUUCAGCACUCUGAGCCAGUGUCUAGUUUCCAAAGAUGCUUACAGCUCAACCAAGAACCAGUCCGAGGGCAGACAUCUCCGCCACCGCCGUACGGCAGUUGACUGACUUCUCCGGCGCCGGAAAUAAUGGCAGACUCAGCAGAAGGGGUACUCAGAUUCCCGGAUUCCGGUCACGGGUCAUCCGGAAUCGUGGGUCGGUUCGAGCUGUGAUCAGUAGUGGGGACAACAAGACUGUGGAGUCUGCAAAUGUGGUGGAGACCUCAAAGGACAAUAAGGGGUCGUUGGUGUCUUCAUCAACAACAAGAGGGAUAGAUGUGAGGGCUGUGAUCACAAUCAGGAAGAAGAUGAAAGAGAAACUCACAGACAAAAUUGAAGAUCAGUGGGAGUCUUUCAUCAAUGGGAUUGGUCAGGGCAUCUUGCUCCAGCUCAUCAGUGAAGAGAUUGAUCCUGUGACAAAGUCGGGAAAGAGUGUGGAAUCUUAUGUGAGGGGCUGGUUGCCAAAGCCAUCAAAUAGUUCUUACAUUGUUGAAUAUUCUGCUAAUUUCACGGUUCCAUAUGACUUUGGUUGUCCUGGAGCUAUUAUCAUUACCAAUUUUCAUGGCAAGGAGUUCUACUUGCUGGAGAUUGUCAUUCAUGGUUUUGAUGAAAGUCCCUUUUUUUUCCUUGCUAAUACAUGGAUUCAUUCACGGAAUGACAAUCCUGAAAGCAGAAUUAUCUUCAAAAAUCAGGCAUACUUACCAUCACAAACACCACCUGGUCUUAAAGAUCUUCGACGUGAAGAUUUACUGAGUAUUCGUGGUAAUGGUAAAGGCGAGAGGAAGCUACAUGAUAGAAUCUAUGAUUAUGCUCCUUAUAAUGACUUAGGUAGGCCUGAUAAAAGUGAGGAUCUUGUUAGACCAGUCCUGGCUGGUGAGGAGUGGCCUUAUCCUAGGCGCUGUCGAACUGGUAGACCUCCAACAAAGUCAGAUCCGUUCUCCGAGAGUAGAAUAGAGAAACCCCAUCCAGUUUAUGUUCCUCGGGAUGAAACUUUUGAGGAGAUUAAGCAAAACACUUUCUCUGCUGGACGGUUGAAAGCUCUGUUACACAACCUUAUUCCAUCUAUUGCUGCUACUUUGUCAAGUUCAGACAUCUCCUUCACUUGCUUUUCUGAUAUAGAUAAGAUGUACAAUGAUGGUGUUGUCUUGAAAAAUGAUGAGCAAGAAGUAGUUGAGAAUCAGCUUCUGCCCAGUAUGGUGAAACAAAUAUUAACUGUUGGUGAAAGGUUGUUGAAGUAUGAAGUUCCAGCCAUUAUUAAAAAGGAUAGAUUUGCAUGGAUUCGGGACAAUGAAUUUGGACGCCAGACUUUGGCUGGUGUCAACCCAGUAAAUAUCGAACUUUUGAAGGAAUUCCCAAUUCGGAGCAAAUUAGAUCCUACAAUUUAUGGCCCACCAGAGUCGGCAAUAACAAAAGAGAUGAUAGAGGAGGAACUGAGUGGAAUGAGUGUCGAAGAGGCAAUUAAGAACAAGAGACUAUUUAUACUUGACUACCAUGACAUGCUUUUGCCAUUUAUCAAGAAGAUGAACUCCUUGCCAGGGAGAAAAGCUUAUGCCUCUAGGACAAUUUUCUUCUACAGCCGUGCCGGCAAUCUGAGGCCCAUUGCAAUUGAGCUUUCCCUUCCUCCCACAUCUUCUUCACCACGAAACAAACGUGUUUUCACUCUUGGACAUGAUGCUACAACUCAUUGGAUUUGGAAGCAAGCUAAAGCUCAUGUUUGCUCUAAUGACGCUGGCAUCCAUCAAUUAGUGAAUCAUUGGUUGAGGACUCAUGCUUGUAUGGAGCCUUAUAUUAUUGCCACCCAUAGGCAGCUUAGCUCAAUGCACCCUAUUUACAAAUUGCUCCACCCUCAUAUGCGCUACACACUGGAAAUCAAUGCACUUGCACGACAAAGUUUAAUAAAUGGAGGGGGAAUUAUCGAGGCUUGUUUUAGCCCAGGAAAAUAUGCAAUGGAAUUAAGCUCUGCAGCCUACAAGAGCAUGUGGCGAUUUGAUAUGGAGGCAUUGCCAGCAGAUUUAAUUCGGAGGGGCAUGGCUGUCGAGGAUCCUUCAAUGCCCUGUGGUGUUAAACUUGUGAUUGAAGACUACCCUUAUGCAGCAGAUGGACUCCUCAUAUGGUCUGCCAUAAAAGAAUGGGUUGAAUCCUAUGUAGAACACUACUAUGCUUACGAUUCAAAUUCUAUCAGAUCUGAUGUUGAGCUUCAAGCCUGGUGGAGUGAGAUCAAGAACAAAGGUCACUUCGAUAAGAGGAACGAGCACUGGUGGCCUGAACUGAACACUAAAGAGGACUUAUCCGGCAUACUUACCAUAAUGAUUUGGAUUGCUUCUGGUCAACAUGCAGCUAUAAACUUUGGGCAGUACCCGUUUGGUGGAUAUGUGCCUAACCGUCCCACCCUUAUGAGAAAACUUAUUCCUCGUGAAGACGGUCCUGAGUACGAGAAAUUUCUUCUAAACCCUCAGCAUACUUUUCUGUCAUCUUUGCCGACUCAACUUCAAGCAACCAAAGUCAUGGCUGUCCAAGAUACCUUGUCAACUCACUCCGCAGAUGAAGAGUACUUGGGCCAGGUUCACCAUCUUCAUAGACACUGGAUCCAUGACCACGAAAUACUUAAAUUGUUUGAGAAAUUCUCUAGUAAAUUGGAGGAGAUAGAAGAGACAAUCAACGGAAGGAACAAGGAUAUCCGUCUUAAAAACCGAAGUGGUGCUGGAGUUCCUCCAUAUGAACUGCUGGUUCGCUCAUCAGGUCCAGGAGUAACCGGUCGCGGUAUUCCCAACAGCAUCUCUAUCUGAUGUGUUCUGAUCGGCUCAAAGCCUCGGUAAAUUCUGCUACAUGUAUUUCACUUAGCUGGUGUUUUAGUGCACACCAUUUGCUUCAUCAAACAAAACCUCUAAUUUGUAAUCAAAUUUCUUUUGUAACAGUCCCGAAAUUUGUCAAUAGGUGUUCAUGAGAAUGUUGUAAUGACCUCUGUAAGUUCUGUAGUCAUGGUGAAUAAGAAUGUAGGACAAGUUAAGAAAUGUAAGAAUAACUAUGAUUCGAUCA
This is a messenger RNA of Cornus florida, 3132 nucleotides long. RefSeq names its product lipoxygenase 6, chloroplastic-like. The record is from RefSeq and is a predicted model, not a curated record. Gene Ontology annotation, biological process: lipid oxidation. The coding region runs from base 96 to 2882 and encodes 928 amino acids. NCBI's taxonomy places the organism in Eukaryota, Viridiplantae, Streptophyta, Magnoliopsida, Cornales, Cornaceae. The transcript is spliced from 9 exons. Gene Ontology annotation, molecular function: protein binding; metal ion binding; oxidoreductase activity, acting on single donors with incorporation of molecular oxygen, incorporation of two atoms of oxygen.